GGCGGCCACGGCCCCGCCGCCCCCCCCUUCCCCCCGCCCCGCGACCCCCCCCCCGGGGUCACCGGGCACCGGCCGCACCAUGCGGAGCGCCCGGGCGCUGCUGCUCGCCCUCGCCCUGCGGGUCUACGCGCUGGACACCGAGACGCCCGCCGCUGGCUGCACCUUUGAGGAGGACAGUGACCCGAACCAGUGUGAGUACAGCCAGGGCGAGGAGGAUGACUUCGAGUGGGAGCUGAUCCGGAGCUAUUUGAUGCCUCACCUGACGCCUGACCUGCCUCAUGGCUCCUACCUGAUGGUGAACUCCUCCCAGCACGCCCCAGGCCAGAAAGCUCACCUGCUUUUCCAGGCCCUGAGCGAGAACGACACCCACUGCCUGCAGUUCAGCUACUUCAUGUACAGCCGGGACGGGCACAGCCCUGGCACCCUCAGUGCCUACGUGCGGGUCACGGGGGGCCCGGUGGGCAGCGCCGUCUGGAACGCCUCGGGCUCCCACGGCCGCCAGUGGCACCAGGCAGAGCUGGCUGUCAGCUUGUUCUGGCCCAGUGAGUACCAGGUCCUGUUCGAGGCGGUGGUGUCCGGUGAGCGCAGGGGGUACCUCGGCUUGGAUGACAUUCUGCUCCUGAAUUACCCGUGCUCCAAAGCCCCUCAUUUCUCCCGCCUGGGCGACGUGGAGGUGAACGCGGGGCAAAACGCCACCUUCCAGUGCGUGGCCGCCGGGAAGGCGUCCGAGGCCGAGCGCUUCCUCAUGCAGAGGCAGAGUGGCCAGGCGGUCCCCGCCGCCUCGGUGAAGCACAUCAGCCACCGGCGCUUCCUGGCCACCUUCCAGCUGGACGAGGUGUCCAAGGCUCAGCAGGAUCUGUACCGCUGUGUCACCCAGUCCAGCCGAGGCUCGGGGGUCUCCAACUUUGCCGAGCUCAUCGUCAAAGAGCCCCCCACACCCAUUGCACCCCCCCAGCUGCUCCGGGCCGGCUCCACCUACCUCAUCAUCCAGCUCAACACCAACUCCAUCAUCGGCGACGGCCCCAUCGUGCGCAAGGAGAUCGAGUACCGCAUGACCUCGGGGCCCUGGUCGGAGGUGCACGCUGUCAACAUGCAGACCUACAAGCUCUGGCACCUGGACCCGGACACAGAGUAUGAGAUCAGCGUCCUGCUCACCCGGCCCGGCGAGGGGGGCACCGGCAAACCGGGGCCGCCCCUCAUCAGCCGCACCAAGUGCGCAGAGCCCAUGAGGGCCCCCAAAGGCCUGGCUUUCUCCGAGAUCCAGUCCAGGCAGCUGACACUGCAGUGGGAGCCACUGGGCUACAACCUGACCCGCUGCCACACCUACACCGUCUCGCUCUGCUACCGCUACUUCGUGGGCAGCGGCCACAACCAGACCUUCCAGGAGUGUGUGAAGAUGGAGCGGAACGCCAACCGCUACACCAUCAAAAACCUGCUGCCCUACAAGAACAUCCACGUCAAGCUCAUCCUCUCCAACCCCGAGGGGCGCAAGGAGGGCAAGGAGGUGGUUUUUCAGACCGAUGAGGAUGUGCCUGGGGGCAUCGCCUCGGAGUCCCUCACCUUCACCCCGCUGGAGGACAUGAUAUUCCUGAAGUGGGAGGAACCGGUGGAGCCCAACGGCCUCAUCACACAGUACGAGAUCAGCUACCAGAGCAUCGAGUCGUCCGACCCGGCCGUCAACGUGCCCGGCCCGCGCCGCACCGUGUCCAAGCUGCGCAACGAGACCUACCACGUCUUCUCCAACCUCCACCCCGGCACCACCUACCUCUUCUCGGUCCGGGCCCGCACCGGGAAGGGCUUUGGCCAGACGGCACUCACCGAGAUCACCACCAACAUCUCCGCUCCCACCUUCGACUAUGGGGACAUGCCAUCGCCGCUGAGCGAGUCAGAGAGCACCAUCACGGUGCUGCUGCGGCCGGCGCAGGGCAGGGGGGCUCCCAUCAGCACUUACCAGGUGAUAGUGGAGGAGGACCGCCCCAAGAAGCUCAAGCGGGAGCUGGGGGGGCCGGAAUGCUUCCCGGUGCCCCUCACCUUCGACGACGCCGUGUCCCGGGGCUCCGUGCACUACUUUGGGGCAGAGCUGCCCGCCAGCAGCCUCACCGAGGCCAAACCCUUCACUGUGGGGGACAACCAGACCUACAGCGGCUACUGGAACCCCCCCCUGGAGCCCAAGAAGGCCUAUCUCAUCUACUUCCAAGCCAUGAGCAACCUCAAAGGGGAAACCCGGCUGAACUGUGUCCGGAUCGCCCGCAAAGCUGCCUGCAAAGAGAGCAAGCGUCCCCUGGAGGUGUCACAGCACUCGGAGGAGAUGGGCUUGAUCCUGGGGAUCUGUGCUGGGGGGCUCAUCGUCCUGAUUAUCCUGCUGGGAGCCAUCAUCGUGGCCAUCCGGAAAGGGAAACCUGUGAACAUGACCAAGGCAACCAUUAACUACCGGCACGAGAAGACCCACAUGAUGAGUGCCAUCGACAGGAGCUUCACCGACCAGAGCACCCUGCAGGAGGACGAGCGCCUGGGGCUGUCCUUCAUGGACACCCACAACUACGGAAACAGAGGUGACCAGCGCAGCAGCGUGGUCAACGAGUCCAGCAGCCUCCUGGGGGGCUCCCCGCGGCGCCAGUGCGGCCGUAAGGGCUCCCCGUACCACACGGGGCAGCUGCACCCGGCCGUGCGCGUGGCCGACCUCCUGCAGCACAUCAACCAGAUGAAAACGGCCGAGGGCUACGGCUUCAAGCAGGAGUACGAGAGUUUCUUUGAAGGCUGGGAUGCUUCAAAGAAGAAAGACAAGACCAAAGGGAGACAGGAUCAUGUGUCGACAUACGACCGUCACCGUGUGAAGCUGCACCCGCUGCUGGGUGACCCCAACUCUGACUACAUCAACGCCAACUACAUCGAUGGCUACCACAGGUCCAACCACUUCAUAGCCACCCAAGGGCCCAAGCAGGAGAUGGUGUACGAUUUCUGGCGCAUGGUGUGGCAGGAGCACUGUUCCAGCAUUGUGAUGAUCACCAAGCUGGUGGAGGUGGGCCGGGUGAAGUGCUCCAAAUACUGGCCAGAUGACUCGGAGAUGUACGGGGACAUCAAGAUCACCCUGGUGGAGUCAGAGACUUUGGCUGAGUACGCUGUGCGCACCUUCGCCCUCGAGAGGAGGGGUUACUCAGCCCGGCACGAGGUGAAGCAGUUCCACUUCAUGUCGUGGCCCGAGCACGGUGUCCCCUACCACGCCACGGGGCUGCUGGCCUUCAUCCGCAGGGUGAAGGCGUCCACCCCGCCUGAUGCCGGCCCCAUUGUCAUCCACUGCAGUGCUGGCACGGGGAGAACCGGCUGCUACAUCGUGCUGGACGUUAUGCUGGACAUGGCUGAGUGUGAGGGUGUGGUGGACAUCUACAACUGCGUGAAGACCCUCUGCUCACGGAGGAUCAACAUGAUCCAGACAGAGGAGCAGUACAUCUUCAUCCACGAUGCCAUCCUGGAGGCCUGUCUGUGUGGGGAGACCAGCAUCCCCGCCAGCGAGUUCAAGCCCACCUACAAGGAGAUGGUGAGGAUUGAGCCGCAGAGCAACUCCUCGCAGCUGCGGGAGGAGUUCCAGACCCUGAACUCGGUGACCCCCCACCUGGACGUGGAGGAGUGCAGCAUCGCGCUCCUGCCCCGCAACCGCGAGCGCAACCGCAGCAUGGACGUGCUGCCGCCGGACCGGUGCCUCCCCUUCCUCAUCUCCGUGGAUGGAGACAGCAACAACUACAUCAACGCGGCCUUAACCGACAGCUACACCAGGAGCGCUGCCUUCAUCGUCACCCUGCACCCCCUGCAGAACACCACCACCGACUUCUGGCGCCUGGUGUACGACUACGGCUGCACCUCCAUCGUCAUGCUCAACCAGCUCAACCAGUCCAACUCGGCCUGGCCCUGCCUGCAGUACUGGCCCGAGCCAGGGCUCCAGCAGUACGGCCCCAUGGAGGUGGAGUACGUGUCCGGAACGGCGGAUGAGGACAUCGUGUCCCGGCUCUUCCGAGUCCAGAACAUCACACGGUUGCAGGAGGGGCACCUGAUGGUCCGGCACUUCCAGUACCUGCGGUGGUCGGCGUAUCGAGACACUCCCGACUCCAAGAAGUCCUUCCUGCACCUCCUGGCCCAAGUGGAGAGGUGGCAGAAGGAAAGUGGGGAUGGCAGGACCGUGGUGCACUGCCUGAACGGAGGUGGCCGGAGUGGCACCUUCUGUGCCUCCACCAUGAUCCUGGAGAUGAUCAAGUGUCACAACAUGGCAGAUGUGUUCUAUGCUGCAAAGACCCUCCGCAACUACAAGCCAAAUAUGGUGGAGACCUUGGAGCAGUACCAUUUCUGCUACGACAUAGCACUGGAAUAUCUGGAGUCCCUGGAGACCAGAUAGCACCUGGCCAGGAGAGGGGCGGCAAGGGCUGGCACAGGGGUCGUGCCAACUGUGCAUCUCCCACCUGGACGUUGCGUUCCUGCUGAGGGCGGGCCCGGAACCAGCAAAGGACCCAACGGGAAAACCCACGGGAUGGAGGAAACGAGAGGCCGUGGGGAUGUGCUGGACGUGUUGGGUGUGUUGGCCGCUCGCCAUCUUCAUCCUCCUCCGCUCUCCAUCUCCCCUCCCUGCUGAGCGGCCACAGGUUGGAUGGCACGACUCAUCCCAUUCCUUGGAGUUGGGGUGCGCUGCUGGGGGCCCCUAAAGCAGCUGGAGAGGAGCCCAGGGAGGGGAGGAAGAGGAGGACAGAAGGAGCCGAGGCCGUUUCCCAGCGGGGAAGGAUGGAUACCGGGAGGAGGGACGUUGGCUUUCAGUUCUGUGUGGAACUGAAGCCGCUGCCUGGGACAAAGACCCUCUCAGGAGCUCUUGAGUUUGUGCCCCUUCGCACCACGAGUUUGGUCUUGGCUUGUUUUAGUUCUGUGAGUUGCCCCCCUUUGUGUGCCCAGCCCUGGGCAGAGCAGGGAGGAGGGAUGAGAGAGCACGGGUGGCACCGACCGUGUCCUGCUUCAGCCCCGGGCCUUCCUGGCACCUCUGCCAAGCUUGGGAAGCGCUGCUUCCCCUGCACCUCCACACCAUCCUCCCCAUCUGUUGCACUUAAUUCCUCCUGAUGACCCAAAGCCUCCGGCCCACAGGGCUGUUUUUAACCCUUCCCUUGUGAAUCGCUGCAUUUGAAGCAAAACCCUCAAAAUUCGGGUCCAUCCCACGUUCCCCCUGGAUGCUGCCCCCAGGCAGUUGUCCACUGAUGCUCUUGGCUUUUGCUGGGGCUGGUGGAGCAGUUUUGGGGUGGUGUUGAGCUGUGCUGAAGCCCCUGAGCUGGGCUGUAUGUUGGGGCUGGGCACGGGGAGGUCCCCAAGCCCCUGGUGCCACCCAGGGCUGGUGAUUCAAGGCACUUGAUACUUUUUUGGCUCCAUCCUGCUGCAGGUGGGUGUGAGAUGGCACUUUUUCCAUCUGAUGCUGUGAUAAUUACAGGAAUCUCUGCUCACAGCCUGGUGGUAAUAAAAUGAACAGCCUCAGGAAGGUGCAGGCAGAGGGAUGAAGGUCUGGGGUCUGCCCUGGGGACUCAGACUGAGGGGAGGUUGGGUCUGUCUUGAGGGCCAGGCAGAACUUCACCAUCAUUUUUUGUGGGGAUGGAGCAGAACAGAUGAGAAAACUGUCCUCCAGAUGCUGGAGGGUGGAUGUGGGCAACCCCAUCCUUCAUCCCUCUUUCAUCCUUCAUCUCUCCCUCAUCCUCCUCUUAUCCUUCAUCCCCCAUGUGUGCUCCCCCACCCUCCAACCCCAUCUCCCCAGGGCAGGGGCAGCUUCCCUGCCUUGCCCUGCCUGGAGCUGGGGAUCCCUCUCCCCAGGGAAUUCUCCCCAGGGAAUGUUGAAGGCUGGGGGAGCAAACCCAGGGGAUGUUUCCAUCCCCCUUCCAAGGGUGAAGGAGAGCAGGGAGAUCCAGCCCUGCCCUCUCUCCCCUUGGAGGUUUCCCACCUGCUGUGGGGAUGGGGGUCUCAGCAGCAUCCAGGGCUUCUGCCCAGAGCCUUGGCUCUCUCACCUGCUCACUGAGUGAUUCCCAGCCUGAAAACAACUUAUUCCAAGGGCUAUACAACAUUAUUCCCGUUUUUUCCAUCCCUGCUGUCUAACCCUGUCCUGUGCCCAUUCAGUCUCGUGACCAAAUAGCCUUUUUUUUACCCUAAAAUGGCCCAGUUACACCCCAGUGUGGUGACACCAGUACCUGGUAACACCAGGUCUCACAUCACAAGCCUUGACUUGGAAUAAAUCCGUGUCCUUUUCCCAAUCCCCAUCUCUCCAUGGGCACGUCCUGCUGUCCUAGGGAAGGCUCUGCAUGGUGGGUGCAGAAACGUGCAGGAAUUGUUUGGUUUGGGAUGGAAAUGGCUGAGCUGAGCCUCUGAAAUCCCUGGGAAUGGGAUGAUCUGGGGGCUGUUCAGUGCUGGGAGCCAGAGGGAUGUUUUGCUGCUUCAUCCCAGAUCUUCCCCCACCUCCUCCCUGCAGUCCAGGGGGAGGGACCAUCCCACAGGGAUGUAGGUGAAGUGUUGCCAGAAAGAAGAAAAGGUGGAAAAUUGCAACCCCACUUAGUCCUGGAGACAACAGAAGCUGGAGGAGUUGUAUAUAUGUUUUAAAAUCCAGAUUUUUUCCUUUUUAUUUUAUUUUGAUAUCUCCUUGCUAGGUGUCUCUGGGUUUUUAGGGCAUCUCUGGUGAAGGGCAGACUUUGAAAUCCAAGUGCUAUAAAACCCAACCCACCUCCAGCUCCUACUGAGAUGCUCCUCUGACACGAGGCAAGGACAUCCUGUACAUAGAAAUAUAUAUAUAUAGAAAUCUAUAUAUAAAAAUAUAAAUACUGUUCUUAAGAUGGAUAAUGUUUAUUGGUAUUACAGAUUGGAGUGGUGCUUUUUUUGUUUGUUUGUUUUUUUUAAUAAAACCAAACCAAACAAAAACAGAACAGAACAAAACAAAACAAAACAAAAAAAAAGGAAAAAAAUUAAAACCCAAGAAAAACACCAAAUUGGAACCAUUCUGUCCAUAUGCAGGAAAAGUGAUCCCAAAAAGGAGGCAGCUCCACCCCGGAGAAGGAGGGAGAGACAGGUCUGAUGUGGAUUGUACCACGCACAUCCAGCUGUUGUUUUAACUGGUUGGUUUUUUUUAAAUAGUUUUAUUAUUAUAUUAUUAUUUUUUGGCUUUCUUUCCUUUUCAGAAGAUCAGUUGCAUAAAUAAAUGUUCCAAAUUUG
Messenger RNA from Pseudopipra pipra, 7209 nucleotides. It is a transcript of the gene PTPRU, whose product is annotated as protein tyrosine phosphatase receptor type U. Gene Ontology annotation, biological process: protein dephosphorylation. Bases 80 to 4384 code for a protein of 1434 amino acids. Gene Ontology annotation, molecular function: protein tyrosine phosphatase activity; protein binding. NCBI's taxonomy places the organism in Eukaryota, Metazoa, Chordata, Aves, Passeriformes, Pipridae. The transcript has 30 exons. The record is from RefSeq and is a predicted model, not a curated record. Gene Ontology annotation, cellular component: membrane.